This is a messenger RNA of Momordica charantia (bitter melon), 2413 nucleotides long. Its product is annotated as F-box protein At5g46170. Lineage: Eukaryota; Viridiplantae; Streptophyta; Magnoliopsida; Cucurbitales; Cucurbitaceae. Gene Ontology annotation, molecular function: protein binding. The record is from RefSeq and is a predicted model, not a curated record.
AUAAGAAGAAGAAGACGAAGAAGAAGAAGAAGAAGAAGAAGAUGAUGGAGAAGAGAACCCAUUAACCCAACACCAACACUCGCUCAAAAAAAAAACACAGCUUUUUCCUCUCUUUACGCGCAUUAUUCAACUCUCUCUCUCUCUCUCUCUCUCUCUCUCUCUCUCGUUUUCAUGUGUCGCUCUCGUCUCUGAAAAGACAAAACCGUGGAUCUAUGAAUCUCCCUCUUACCCUCUCAAUCUCAAUCCCAAUCUCAAUCUCUCUCCCCCUUUCUCACCCUUGUUCCAAUUCCUUCCAUUGAGAAACGAUUAGGGUUCCAAUUUCUGGUUUUCGUUUGUUUUCUCUCAUCGCGUAGAUCUGUUCCCUUUAUUUCCUCAUCCCCUGCAACCCCAUCUCUGUUUUUGCUCUUCCCUUUUGAUUUCAGCCUUCCUCAUCUGCUCUUUCCCCUCAAUUUCUGCCAUUUUUCUCUCUGUGGGUGUCUUUAAUAAUGUCGUCCUUGCGCCUAGAUCUGACAUCUAAGAUCUACCCGGAACCUGACUCCAUCUUCUCCUUUAAUUCUGCCUCAAUCGACCACUUUGAUCGUCUUCCUGAUUCCCUUCUCCUCCUUAUAUUCAACAAGAUCGGAGACGUGAAAGCCCUCGGUCGCUGCUGCGUUGUUUCUCGGAGAUUCCACUGCCUCGUGCCUCAAGUGGAGAACGUUGUUGUGCGCGUGGAUUGUGUUAUCUCCGAUGAUGAUUCGUCUUCUUCCUCUUCCUCCUCUGGUAAAUCUCGUGGCCCUUUUUUUAAUAUUUUCCGGUUCGUAUUUGGCGGCAUUGUCAAGCCCCUCCAAGCGUUAGGCCAGUUUUUGGGUCAGACACGCGUGUCGUCCAGUUUGGCAUCCUCUUCCUCUCCCUCGUCUCUCGCGGUUGGGAGCGAAGAGGAUGGCGAAAUUGAUCAAGGUGGCGUUACCCAUCACUCCCCAACCCAAGUUUUGAAGAAUUUCAACGAGAUUCGUUUCCUUCGGAUCGAGCUUCCGAGCGGGGAAUUGGGUAUAGAUGAUGGGGUAUUGUUGAAAUGGCGAGCCGAUUUCGGAUCCACUUUGGACAAUUGUGUGAUUUUGGGUGCUUCUUCGGUGAUGCACUCCGGCUCCAUCAAGCCUUCACUUGCCCAAGAUAAUGGGGCUGAUGGGUUCUGUAUUGCCAAUGGUGCCGCAGUCGAUGAUAAUGGAAGUAUUCCCGAAUCCUUUUACACAAAUGGAGGUCUAAAAUUGAGAGUAGUAUGGACGAUUAGCUCGCUUAUUGCGGCUUCUGCGAGGCACUAUCUGCUGCAACCAAUAAUAGCGGAUCACAAGACUUUGGAUAGUUUGGUUCUAACUGAUGCGGACGGACAGGGGGUGCUGUGUAUGAAUAAAGAUCAACUUGAGGAGUUGAGGGUGAAGCCGUUGUCUGCUUCUUCGGCAUCGAAGAGAACCCUUGUACCGGCUCUGAACAUGAGACUUUGGUAUGCCACACACUUAGAAUUGCCUAAUGGCUUGAUAUUGAAGGGUGCUACACUGGUCGCUAUCCGGCCCAGUGAGCAGUCUGCGGUGAAGAAGGAUGUUUCUGAUUGCUCUUGGGCUUCAACUGCUUUCGAGGAACCUUAUAGGACUGCUGCAAAGAUGUUAGUGAAGAGGAGAACGUACUGCCUUGAGAUGAAUUCUUUCUAAAAGGAAAUUAGUAAUUCGAGGUAUAGAAGAACAAUGGUAAAGAGAAAGGAAGAAACUGCAUACCUUCAGAAAAUGAUAAUCAGGAAGGAAGUUCUUAUUGAUUGGCGGCCUGACAAAAGUGGAUGGCAACGAAACCAACUUCUGAUUGGAGUGGCACAAACGAAAGAGGGGGAAAGAAAGAAAACGCAUUCGUUGUUGGCAUUAUAAUACAAAUGGUUGACCCUUUUUUGGUAAAGGCGAUCGUGGAAAAUGCAUCUGCUGGUUGUUUUUGUUACAGGCAUUUGCUAUUUGGAGUGCAGGCAAACAGCUAGAAUGAUGUUGUAAAAGCUUUGAGUUUUUAGUCCCUUUAACUUCUGUCCUUCCUGUAUAUGUGAAUACUGUAGGUGAGACUUCAUAUUAUGAUCUCAUGUGAUAUAGUUUGAAGUUUAUAAAUGUAAGCCUUUGUUAAAUCUAGUUGAAUAAUUGUCAUUGUGGCUGCAAGCGUCUGACUGAACCAUGAGAGAGUGCAAAAACAGAAGAGAAGAUAGGAUGGCUAAUUCUGCCCGCCUUUUUUAUGAAACAUAAUGUGGGAAAGGAAAGAAAAACCAAAUGGGAAGUGGGGAAAAAGGCUCUAUUAUUAUUGUGGGCAACAUGCUUUUUAUGUACACUCUGAGAACAUAUUAUGCAAAACAGUGGAAGUGUACUCUGUUAUUUCUAUUAUUGUGCAAUGCAACUUAGAAUGAUUGAUUAUA